Molecule: messenger RNA, 1428 nt
Organism: Parasteatoda tepidariorum (common house spider)
Lineage: Eukaryota; Metazoa; Arthropoda; Arachnida; Araneae; Theridiidae
Source: RefSeq, a predicted model, not a curated record
AUGCGAAAUGAUAUCGAAAAUCUAAUGAAAAAUUGUCCAAGAAGUGAAAGUGAUCAGUACUGGAAAGAGUUUAAUGGAUUUCUAGAUUUAUUUGACAGAUUUCUGACCAAACGAAGUUCCGAAUUUCAAUGGGAAAGAUUGCAAUUAAAUUCUAAUGAUUCAUUUAUCGAUUAUGAAAAAUUACCAUUACCGGAAAAUGAUCAAAUAAAAUCCUUUUUGAAUAAACUAGUGAUAAUAAAGCUCAAUGGAGGAUUAGGUACAAGCAUGAAUUGCGUUGGAGCUAAGAGCCUCCUUUUCGUCAGAAAUGAAUGUACGUUUUUAGAUUUAAUCGUUCAACAAAUUAUAAAAUUGAACAACGAGUACGAUGUAGACGUUCCAUUGGUGUUCAUGAAUUCAUUUAACACACAUGAAGACACACUAAUUGCACUAGAAAAGUACAGAAAUUUUAGAAUCAAGAUAUUUAAUUUCAAUCAAUCUCAAUACCCAAGAAUACACGCUCUUAAUUAUAAACUUGUUACAGAGGCAUAUAAUGACGAGAAAAAACAUGCCUGGUAUCCUCCUGGACAUGGUGAUUUUUAUAAGUCAUUUUACCAUUCCGGAUUAUUGCAAGCUUUCAUAAAAGAAGGUAAAGAGAUUUGUAUGGUCUCAAAUGCAGAUAAUCUUGGAGCUUCAGUGAAUUUUCCUCUUCUAAAAGAGAUGAUGCUUUCAAAUCAAAAUCAAACAAUAGAUUGCUUGGUGGAAGUGACUCCAAAAACUAUAGCCGAUAGAAAAGGUGGCGCUGUUGUAAAAAUAGGUAAUAAACUCCAUCUUGUGGAAGUGGCUCAGGUUCCUUCAGAACAUAUGGAGGUCUUUCAGAGAGGGGAACAUUUUAAUGUAUUCAACACUAAUAACAUGUGGAUUAGAUUAGAUUCUAUUUUGAAGCUAGUAGUGGAAAGGCGUUACCUUUCAAUGGAUGUUAUUGUCAACCACAAAAUAUUAAAAGUAAAUGGAGAACCUGAAGACAUAAUUCAGUUGGAAACGGCGAUGGGUUCAGCUAUAAAUCUAUUCGAAUGUUCUAUUGGAGUAGUCGUGCCACGAAGCCGCUUUUUACCAGUUAAAACAACAUCUGAUUUCUUCCUGAUCAAAAGCAACGUUUACGUUUUAAAGAAUGGCACUCUUUUGUUGAAUCCCUUAAGACGCAUAUCAUAUCCACCUCUAAUUGAACUGGUUGGCAAACAUUUUACUUCAUAUUCGCAAAUCAAGGAAAGAUUUCCAGAAAUGCCAGAUUGUUUGAACCUCUUAAGUUUGACGGUGUCGGGAGACAUAGUUUUCGGUAAGAACAUUGUGCUUAAAGGAAAUGUUCUCAUACAAGCAAACCCAGGUGAAAAAAUUGAUGUUCCUAGUAAUACAGUAUUGGACAAUUGUCAAGUAAUCACGCCAUAUGCAUAA